AUGAGAGACCUAUGGAUACUUCUGUUUUUACCUCUGUUCCUGGCAGCCUUUCAUGGGGUCACGGGCUGUUUGGAGUGUGACCCCAAAUUUACAGAGGAUGUUAGGAUCUUGUUGGAAAACCUUGUACCUCUAGAAGUUCCUGAGAGAAAUCAACUGCUGGAAAGGCAGCAUAAGGAGAUAACCCUUAUAAGCUCCAAGGUCUCUCACAAGGAUAAGAUGCUUCGGUUGUUGGCUGUUCGAAAUGUUGUCAAAUUGAGAGUAUGGCUGAAGGAUGAAUUUUAUAGACUGGGCAAUGAAACAUGGAAAGGAGUCUUCAUCAUUCGAGGCAAGCUUCUGGCGGUCCGCCAAAACUUGGAGAACAAACUGACACAAAUACUAAAGAACUUCUCUGAAGUUGCUUGUUCAGAAGAUUGCAUUGUAACUGAAGGUCCUGUCCUUGAUUGUUGGACCUGUCUUCGAAUGACCACCCGGUGUUUCAGAGGAGAAUAUUGUCAAGAUGAUGAUCCAAGGGAGGCUGAAAAUCGAGAGAUUUCACUCUAUUUGAUAUUUACAGCAGAAGCUGUCAUUUUGGCAAGUGCUGUGCUACUAUUCCAUGUGUGUGUCACACAACGGAGGAAAAUGAAACUAAUACGAAGGACUCUGAAGACAUAUUUGGAGAAAAAACUAGAAGAAUUAGUGGAGAUAAUAUAUAAAGUUGAGAAAAAGGAUUCGGAAUUUGGGAAAUCAAAUACACAGUCUCUGACAGAGCAGCCUCCAAAUGCUGAGUCUGAAAUGAAAACUGGGACUUGA
This is a messenger RNA of Rattus rattus (black rat), 789 nucleotides long. RefSeq names its product IZUMO family member 3 (gene Izumo3). The coding region runs from base 1 to 789 and encodes 262 amino acids. Lineage: Eukaryota; Metazoa; Chordata; Mammalia; Rodentia; Muridae. The record is from RefSeq and is a predicted model, not a curated record. The transcript is spliced from 7 exons.